Molecule: messenger RNA, 840 nt
Organism: Fonsecaea pedrosoi CBS 271.37
Lineage: Eukaryota; Fungi; Ascomycota; Eurotiomycetes; Chaetothyriales; Herpotrichiellaceae
Exons: 4
Coding region: 1-840 (279 amino acids)
Cellular component (GO): cytoplasm
Molecular function (GO): oxidoreductase activity, acting on the CH-OH group of donors, NAD or NADP as acceptor
Source: RefSeq, a predicted model, not a curated record
AUGGGAUUGAGCGUUGUGCAAGACCUGGUCAGUCAAGGCUGGAACGUCGAGAUUGUCGACCUGGACGUCAAAAUGGGCCGUGACGCUGAGGCGCAACUGGGCCAGAAAGUCCACUUUACCCGCGCAAAUGUCGUCGAUUAUGAGCAGCAAGCGAGCGCGUUUGCUCAGGCCUGGAAGAGAUGGGGGCGGAUUGAUCUAGUUUUUGCAAAUGCGGGUAUUCUAGAUCGCACCGACUUCAGCGCCCCAGCUCCGGAGGACGACUCAACUGGUGCUCCGCCCAAGCCGGACGUCUUGACCGUCGACGUGUGCCUGUACGGCGCCAUCUGGUCGUCGUAUCUCGCCCUGCACUUCUUUCGCAAGAACUCAGACCGCACCGGCAGGCUCGUCAUCACAUCGAGUCAGGGCGGCAUCUAUCCGACGCCGCUGGCGCCGCUGUACGGUUGUGCUAAGACGGGGAUCGUCGGAUUCGUCCGCUCCCUCGGCCUGCGUAUAAAAACCCUCGGCGACCCCAUCACAGUCAACUGCAUCUGCCCGGGCCUGGUCCCCACGCCUCUGGCCAACACGGCCCUCCUGGCCGCCAUCCCCGAGGCCAUGCAGACGCCGACCUCGACGAUCAUCGAGGCCGUCAACCUCUUCAUCAACGACGCCUCCCUGUCCGGCCAGGUCGCCGAGUGUAGCGGCACCGACGUCAUUCUACGCGAGGGCCUGCCCUACGCCAACGCCGCGGCCGAGUACAUGGGCGAGGGCAAGUCGGCGGACCGGAUUGAUUUUGCGGCCGCGGUGGCGGAUAUCGGGGAGAAGGCGAGGCAGUAUGACCAGAAGUUGAGUAUGGUGGGGUAG